Messenger RNA from Ramularia collo-cygni, 1656 nucleotides. RefSeq lists its product as uncharacterized. NCBI's taxonomy places the organism in Eukaryota, Fungi, Ascomycota, Dothideomycetes, Mycosphaerellales, Mycosphaerellaceae. The record is from RefSeq and is a predicted model, not a curated record. The transcript has a single exon. The coding region runs from base 1 to 1656 and encodes 551 amino acids.
AUGCUUCCCACCGCUCAGCAUGCCUCUGGAUCGGCAGCAUACCGUCCCACCUCUCUGGACUUCAUCAAUCUUCCGAACCCAGUUGAGCCGCACACCCAAGCUCAGAAACAUCCUCUAAAUGGCACGCCGAGAUUGGAGAAAGCCCGUUUGGAGAAUAGCACGAAUCAGGAUUUAUUCAAACUCAUUCUCGACCCACAUAAUGAUCGACCCCCCAAACGCMAAAAGGCCACGGAUAAUACGCUUCUCGAUCUCCCCAAGCUGCCCGUCAGGAACUCGGGGAAUCGACGACUUCGCAUCCCGCCCACGCUUUCUGGACUCCAUCAACCACCGCCAGAUGCUGGUCUACUGCCUUCGAUAAGCGUCGAUCAGCCUCAAGUGCCUCCACCUCGACCUCAGGAGGCCCCUGUUGGUUAUGGAAAUUCUGUGGAUCGGCCAGCCGCCAUCGAGCAAAAUCCCGGCAUUCCAAAUGGAGGCAGUCCAACAGGCUCAUUCCCGGCAUCUAAGACUGGGCGAAGCAAACCGCAGCGUAACAAGUGGACAGAGAGUGAGACCGCAGAUUUGCUAAAAGGUGUGGCUCAGUUCGGGAUUGGCAGCUGGACCAAGAUCCUCAACUGUGCCGAUUAUCAAUUCCACCGACGGACGGCGCUCGAUCUGAAGGACCGCUUUCGUGUUUGCUGCCCAGAACAUUAUAAUCCCAAGAAGAAGACCAAGAAAGAUUUGAUUCUCAGACCCGCUGCACCUGUUCCAGGAGAAGCCGAAAAGGAGGCCGAAAAGACCGCCAGCAGCGAGACGAUCAUCGCGAAUCCAUCGCCCAAGAAGAAGAAGAUCAAAGGUCCAGCCUCGGAACGUAUAAGCUCAUCUCAGCUGAAAGAUCUUGGCAUCGACCGGCCGUUCACAAAAAGUGGCCGGCGCUCUCGACACGGCUACUCCGAAGCUGAAGACGAAGCCAUCUUGCGGGGCUUUCGCAAGCACGGCAAAUCAUGGUCGUCGAUCAGGAAGGAUGCUUCUCUAAAUCUGUCGAACCGCAACCCGAGAGAUUUGAGAGACCGCAUGCGUACGAGAUACCCCGAGGAAUAUGCCAAAGCAGGUCUUGCACUGCCGGCUGAAAAACCUACCAACAAGCGAGGUGCAGCCAGCUCUACUACGUUCACUGAAGACCACGAGACCUCCAAAGAGAGCCAGCAAUCACUACCACCUCCUGCACAAGAAGACGCCCCAAACAAGGACGACUCCCUUCCCAGGCCUGCCAAAAAGCCGGCCCAACACUCCAUUUUCACACUUGACGACAUUUUCCUAAAUAGCCUUUCUAACUUUUCCAACGAUGAAUACAUGGAAGAAACAGAACCAAUAAUCCUCGAUCGUGGGAUUCUUGACUGGGCACCCCGCGUCAACACAAAUGCCAACCACAACAAUAGUGGAAUCGACCCUCUCAUGACCCUCRAACUUCCCAAGCCAGUGGCUAGCGUGCCCCCGAAUACGAAUCUGGACCGUGGACCGAGUCAAUCCGUUUCGACUUCGCAAAAUCUUCCUUCUCUUGCGACCCUUCUGCCUUCUGAGCAGAGUGGCGAGGGACAUCUAGAGCUCCCGAGUUUGAUGCAUUUGUUGGAUGAGGGCGGGAGGAAUGGGAAUCUGACUUUGGAGGAGAUGCUGAGUUAG